Spodoptera litura is the source of this 566-nucleotide messenger RNA. RefSeq lists its product as uncharacterized. The record is from RefSeq and is a predicted model, not a curated record. NCBI's taxonomy places the organism in Eukaryota, Metazoa, Arthropoda, Insecta, Lepidoptera, Noctuidae.
CAGUCGCCGUCGAGAGCAAACAUGUUCCUGAGCAAAGCAUUCGUCGUUCUCCUCGUCGCUUUCUUGGGGCCCUCGUGGUUUCCAGGAGAUGGAUUUGUUUCUGCGAGUCCAUUACCACAAUUGAAUCCAACGAACUCUCAGGCGCCGCUGAAUACAAAUUCAGUCCCGAUCCCAGGGUCUCAUAAUGGGUACGGCUAUAACUCAUCAUCUCUUCAGUACAACUCACCCUCACAGCAGUAUAAUCCACCCCCACAGCAGUACAACGCACCUCCACAGCAGUACAAUCCACCCCCACAGCACUACAACCCACCUCCACAGCAGUACAAUCUACCUCCACAACCAUACUACCCACAGCAACCGCAAGUGAUGUACCCACAACAACCACAAGUGAUCUACGUUCAGCCUCAAAAUCAAGGUCCAAAGAAACCUCCUCUCUUACGGACCUGGGAUGGUCUCAACGAUUGGGCUCAGAACAUCGCUAUGGGAGCUUUGGGACAAAACCCUCUGAAAGAAAGUAAGAAUUAAAAAAUUGUAUAGGAGCCAAGUGUGGGAGAGCCAUGCUUCGA